This is a messenger RNA of Solenopsis invicta (red fire ant), 1228 nucleotides long. RefSeq names its product 39S ribosomal protein L44, mitochondrial (gene mRpL44). Gene Ontology annotation, molecular function: double-stranded RNA binding; ribonuclease III activity. Gene Ontology annotation, biological process: RNA processing. The transcript has 5 exons. Lineage: Eukaryota; Metazoa; Arthropoda; Insecta; Hymenoptera; Formicidae. The record is from RefSeq and is a predicted model, not a curated record. Bases 154 to 1104 code for a protein of 316 amino acids.
GCCAUAGAAAGAAACAACUGGCACUUGUUUAUAACCUAGAUACCUAGCCUAAGGAUCGGCAAAUUCUCCGACUAUUAGUUAUUCCGAUAUUUGGUCGCGAUUUGUCGACGAACGAAUUUCUCGAAAUUUGGACGAGUGAAUUAUCAUUCAAACAUGAACGCUCUACGUUCGUGCGUUAAGAUUGUCGUCCUAAGUAAAGGAGUGCGAUCUGUUAAUUAUGAAGGACAGAGAUUCAUUAAAAGAUGGAUAGCGCCGACGCAAAAAGAACUAAGCAGGCGCAAGAGGGAACUUGGUGAGCAACCAGAGCCAAAACGUAACACCUUCCUCGACUGGAAUAGAUCCGCGGAAAUUUAUGCCUUUAAUAAACGACUAUCUGAAAGUUUUGAUAUGGAAAAAUUGGAGCAAGCUUUCACUCACAGGUCGUAUAUUAUUCAAGAGGAGCAGAAGCAGAGAGAGAUGGGGAUAGAAGAUCCCACACUAGCUAUACAAGAUAACACUGAGUUUGUUAGAAAAGGCGACGAGCUUACGUCACAAUUUGUGCAGAGUUGUUUAUCCCAAAUUUUACCAAAUGCAUCUGAGGACGUCAUAAUUUCAUUACAUGACUACCUUCUUUCUGAAGAAAUCCUAGCUAAAGCAGCUUUUCAUAUUGGAACAAAAGAUAUUAUCUUAACGGAGGAACAUCCAGUGACUCAGAAGACUUUAGCUGACACUUUCCUCGCACUUGUCGCAGCGCUCGCUGAAAGUGUAGAUGUAAAUCAUGCAGCAAAUUUUGUUAAAGAUUUCCUAAUUGUCAUAUUGGCUGAGAAGGAUCUAUUGGAAAUAUGGAAACCAACUCAACCAGUCGAGCAUUUAAAUGAUGUUUUACAGAAACAAAACAGAUCACCUGUUGAACCCAGACUUAUCGGACAUACUGGUCAAAAUACCCUCUUAGUAGUAUAUCAUGUAGCAAUGUAUUCGGAUAAAGAAUUUCUAGGAUCAGGAUUUGGCCAAACAAUCCAGGAAGCCAAAAAUGUGGCUGCCUUAAAUAUUUUAAGCCGAAUAUUUGGUCUAUCUGAAUCCAGUAAACCACUUCAGUUUAAUAAAGCGAUAAAUUUAUCUUUGUGAACAAGACGAAUUUUAUUUUUAAGGAAAAAAAUUUAGUAUAGUAAUACUGAAAUCAUUUUUCUUGUACAUAUAAAGUAUAAAAUAAAAAAAUAUACGUAUAAUAAAUUUCUAUUUGUAAAAAGAA